Messenger RNA from Scylla paramamosain (green mud crab), 1496 nucleotides. RefSeq names its product TBC1 domain family member 22B-like. NCBI's taxonomy places the organism in Eukaryota, Metazoa, Arthropoda, Malacostraca, Decapoda, Portunidae. The transcript has 5 exons. Gene Ontology annotation, biological process: activation of GTPase activity. Gene Ontology annotation, molecular function: GTPase activator activity. The record is from RefSeq and is a predicted model, not a curated record. The coding region runs from base 1 to 849 and encodes 282 amino acids.
AUGGUAAGGACAGAGAAGUUCCUGGAGGUGAUCAACGCAGCCAACACUUCCCUGCCGGAGCUGCGGAAACUGUCUUGGUCUGGCAUUCCCUCACAAGUCCCCCACGUCUCUCCACAGAUUCACAUUGACAUCCCACGCAUGUCUCCCCUGAUUCCGUUGUUCCAACAAACAAUCGUACAAGAAAUGUUUGAGCGCAUUCUGUACAUCUGGGCCAUCCGUCACCCUGCCUCAGGUUACGUGCAGGGGAUCAACAACCUUGUCACACCCUUCUUCAUCGUCUUCCUUCAUGAGGUGGUUCCUAAAGAGGAGAGCCUGGACACAUACGAGGUGGAGAAGAUUGAAGCGGAGCAGCGGGCGGUGGUGGAGGCAGACAGCUUCUGGUGUAUGUCAAAGCUGCUGGAUGGAAUACAAGACAACUACACUUUUGCACAGCCAGGCAUUCAAAGCAAAGUGCAACAGCUCGGCGAACUUAUGAAGAGGAUAGAUGUCAAUCUCCACCAGCACUUGGCCAGACAUGAGAUAGACUACCUUCAAUUUUCCUUCCGAUGGUUCAACAACUUGCCAAUGAGGGAGAUGCCCCUAGGCUGCACCGUCAGGCUCUGGGACACACUGCACGCUGAACCUGACGGCUUCUCCCACUUCGUGCUCUAUGUGUGUGCUGCGUUCCUCACCUACUUCUCCCAGCACCUCAUGAACCAGAGGGAUUUCCAGGGCUUAAUGCUGCUGCUUCAGAAUCUGCCAACAUCCUCUUGGUCAGACACGGAGAUCAGUCUGCUGGUGGCCGAGGCAUUCAGGUUGAAGUACACAUUUGCUGAUGCGCCAAACCACCUCCAGACACCUCGGAAGUGAUGCCACACCCAGCACAACAGUGGAGCAACACCAGGAAACCAUAGAAACAAACAGAAUCCACCAAAUGUCACCAAAAUAGCCAAAACCUACUGAAAAUUAAUGGGGAACGCAAGGAAAUAUUUAAAACGCAGGAAAUUAAUGGGUUUUACCAGAAAAAUGCCCAGAACGUACCAGAUAUUAGUGAGAAACGAGAGAAUAUAAUUUUAAACAGCAGGUGUUACCAAGAAUAAUACCCAGAAUGCACCAGAAAAUAUAAGCAAAAAAUAGAAACAAGAAAACACCAGAGAAAUUAACAAGAAAAUGUUCAUAAAAAAAAAUACCUUAGAAAAUUUAAUUAAAAGCAUCAUACCAUAUCAAAAAAAACAAUAUUAAAAAAACACAAUAAUAAACACUAAAACACCCAGAAUACUGAAAAAAACAUCAAUAAACACCACAAAACACCAGGAAAUGCCAGGUACAAGGGUGCUGGAGUGAGUGGUAUUAGUGUUUUGUGAGAGAUGACGAGGUGAGGGGAGAAUUGUGAAAAAAGUGUGAGGUGGAGCCAGAUUGUGCCGUGUUACCCAGUACAGACACGAUUCACAGCUCCACACAACACUGGUAGCCUCACCCGCAACUGUGACUGUGUGUGUGUGCGUGUGUAUGUGUGC